AUGCUCUUCACAUGCAAACGCACCCCGCCACAAGCAGGCGUCAAGACCUGCCUGCAGAUCUUCUCUAUCAGAGUCGUGGAAAUCAACGGUGCUUAUCUUGAGUGGCCACUGGAGGUCUACGGCCUGGUCGCCACCCGUGACUCGAUGGAUCAUAAUCGUAACAUUAUCUUCAGACUCAGGAGGGACGCCUGCCAACUCCUCACUCAACAGGAUCCAUUUUUGGCGCUGACCGGCCCGGCUCAUGCGAUUAUCUUCACCGGGCCAGUCGACAUUGAGAUCCAACUCAAAGUCAAGGGCAGAACCACAGAGCAUGAAGACAAAGAUUUCAUCUCCAAAGUGCUGGUAUACGAACGUGAUCCCAGUGACAAACUUGCCGACGCAGGCAUAGGCAACCAAGACAUCAUGCGUACCAGCUGUUUCGGCGAGUUGUGCUCCCUACAGAUCACCUCCGCCCUGAUCGCCGAAGCGGUUGAGGCCACAGUCAUCUCUGCUGAAGUUAUCGAGGGACUAUGGCCCCCAAAGUCAGGAAUCCGUGUCGUUUCCGGUACCGCCAGCAUAGACGAGGACUUUGUACUGCUCGAUGCUCGGGAUGGGACGCUUCGUGUGGAUCCGGCUGACGGUGUCAUCCCCAUUACCAGAAAUGUUGUCUGUGUGGAGAAAGAUGGGAGGCUGAAGCUUUCUAUAGAGGCCUACAGAAAGAGUGGGCGUAUGUAUGCAAUAUCUGUUACGGAGUUGAUACCCAAGAGAUCCUCCGCCAGUAUUGCCAUAUGCAAGCUUCCCUUCUGCAUGGUCGAGUUCACCGUAGCUUGGUCCUGCCUCGUGGCCAAAGUGGAUGACCUGAGGAAGUACGGUAUCUGA
This is a messenger RNA of Triticum turgidum subsp. durum (durum wheat), 858 nucleotides long. Lineage: Eukaryota; Viridiplantae; Streptophyta; Magnoliopsida; Poales; Poaceae. The record is from the annotation of a GenBank genome assembly.